AUGACCUUAUUCAACAUUAUCCCUGCGCCCUCGAUUAGCGCCAACAGCACGCCGCCAAAGAGAGCCGAGCGCGAGGCGGCGCGCAUACCCUGCCGCAUCUGGAGGAAUCCGCCGAUAAACCAUGGAGCAAUCGAAGGUGGAGAAGAGGCCACCCCAGACGGCGAAGCUUCCGCCGAUCCGGGGAGCGUUCAUGCGUACGGCCUGAGAUCCGCCGACAAGGCGAGCGCCCUUGGGCGAGCUGUAGAUGCCUUUGAGGAAGUGGAAGGCGGAGCCCCCGACGGCGCCCAUGCCGAAGGCGCCGCCGAUGUCGUCGAGUAUGCGAUCUGGGCAGGGUUCGCGGGAGGUCUCUGGGGUUCCCAUCCCUUUGUACCUGGUGUUUUGUUUGUCACUGACUUUGCUGAAAAAAGGGGUUUCAGGGGGUAUUGGAUUGUGCAGGCGGAACAGGCUAAAGUGUUCUGA
This is a messenger RNA of Striga asiatica, 459 nucleotides long. Lineage: Eukaryota; Viridiplantae; Streptophyta; Magnoliopsida; Lamiales; Orobanchaceae. The record is from the annotation of a GenBank genome assembly.